AUGGUACUUCUGAAGAGCGCCGCACGCAAAAUGACAAAAGCAGAACGGCUAGAGCACGAUUUGGACUUCCUAGAUGAUAACGACUUUGACACAAUGAGUCCAGAUGUAUGGCGCCACUCAUUGAGAAGAAAGAUAGGGGAGCGUCGUUCCUAAGUUAGAAGGGAAACGAGGAACGAUAUUCCCAGUAUAUCGAAAUCGACAUUCCCAAGAAGUGGCACCAUUCACUAGAGCUAGACGGAGUGGAAGUACAAGAUGGUAUAUUAACUAUAAGAAUAAACAGCGACACUUCUAGUGGUGGUCAGGAGCAAGAACAUGUUCAUCAAAUAGUUGUCAUAAAUGGAGCUGGAGCAGGAGCUAGUCCUCCUAGUGCAGCUAUUCUUGCUGGCACUCCUACUACUAGUAAUGUUAUGGCUCACCCUUAUCCAUAUUCGGAAGCAUCUCAGAGACGUUUUCAAGGGGAGAAACGCUCUCAGGAUGAGCUUCGAGAUGGAUUAGGCUUAGGGUGGGCUCUAAUAAUGAAGUAAGCGGUCAACAAGGGGAGCCACCCUCUUCAGAUGGACCAGGGUCGUUAGCUGUUGAAUCGCCUUCCAACUACAGCACCAACUCAGAGGUGGACGUGGACGACAAUGAGAAGGACUUGUUCCAAGUCGUUCCUCAAGAUUCUGGAACGACAGGUUCAACGCGUACACCGAACACAAAUGUUGACGAACAAUCUACUCGCCCAGCGUUGGACCACGAGGAAGUUGUCGUGGAACAAUCUACUCCAGCGUUGGACCACGAGUCGGAGGCAGGAGCAAGAAGCGGCCGGAGAGCUGAUGGGAUACCACCUCCAAUAAAUGAUCCCACAGAAGUGAGGAUGGCAGACACACGUCAACCAGAGCAACCGACAAGAACUUCCGCCACGCCCACAAGAACUUCGAUUCAAAAGAUCACUAGCAAGGCUAGUACAGAUCUUCUCAUGGUAGCGCUAAGACCGAACGCAGAACGGGUCCGAGUGUGGGUCGCACAAGCGAAGGACAAAGCAAUUGAAGUUUCCACGUCGCGCGCUCAAUUCUGGGAUGAUGUGGCUGAAGACGUGAAAAAACAUUUCGUUGAAACCUAUCGUGCCUACAGUGCCCACGCGUAUGGUUCAGACGAGUGGUGUCCGCUUUCGAGUAUGGGCAGCAACGAAACCUUCGGAGGAAUCGGGAUGCAGAUUCUUGUUAUGGCGUAAUACUGGGCAGAGGAUUUGUUUGCAUGUUGGACUACGGUUUUUUUACUCACGACGUCCUCGUCCUCCCUGCAUAUAGUCUUGUGCGUGUCGUGAGACUAAUUACCUAACAAGGCUAAAAACAGCUUGUAAAGUAAGUUUUUGUGACAAGAACGAUACGACUCCACCGACUCCCGCGGCGAGUACUUGAACUUGUGUAUUUGAAGAAACAAAAAUCUUCUAAUUUCUACGUCAUAUCGGCUUUCGUUUUGAUGGAUCUACCGGAGGAAUUGCAGGAAGCGGAGAGAUUCGUCCGAAACUUAGACUUCACAAGGGCUUCGACAAAAGUGGAGGUGUCAGUGUUCGAGCUGAUGUUAAGGCCGCAGGCGCAGGCUUACCGUCGUCCUUCAGCUUGAGACGAAGCUGCAUCUACUUUGGCCCUCUUUUCUGCUUGAAAAAGAAGGACCCAAUCCCAUUCCCAAGAGGGAUAGGAAUGAUCUGAUGCACAACUCAUAGGAGUCGAAUGUAAAAACGCGGUAGCUCUAAUGAUCAUCCGGGCAGUUGGCGGACUCGAAUCCGCACACGCACUAACAGGAAGGAAGGUGUAUCUGCGAAAAGCAGAAGAACUGGUGCAACAGAUAGCUCGCGUCUUUUAAGGCUUCCUCUAGUCCAUCUUAAGUAGAUGCAUCCUGCUGGACUAGCAGGAGCUUUAUUUUCAAAUCCAAAUUUACUUGUGACAAGGUAUUCUUUGUCACUAUCAUGUGCUUGGUCUUGAGUUGUUGUUCUCAAAGUUACCGCAAGUAGAGCAUAGUAGUACUGUUACUUUCAAGGGACGAAAAGAGCAGGUCCAGGAUCAUGAUUGAUGAAUCGCAUCAUGGAUAAGGGCAGGCGAGGAGCUCUAAGUCUUUGACACGCCGAGCGGACUGCCCUUCUCGCGAGUGAGGCUGGGCAGCGGGCUGCCUGUGCUUGACGACAACCCGACUAUUCUGUCCGAGAUAGGGACUUUGCAGUUGGAAAUGCGAUAUUUGAGUGACGCUACAGGUAACGCGACAUAUCGGGACUGGGCUGACAGUAUUUAAGGGUAGGUUAAAGGUGCUUUUCUUGCCGCUUUUUAUGCCUCUCCUAAGGGAGAAAGGCAUAAAAAGCGGGGUAAGCGAGCACCAAAAACCUACCUCUAAAGUAUACUGCAUCAGUUGCACUUCGAUUACUUGGAAGAUUUCCGUGGCGUGUUGCUCCAGAAUUGGCGUGUGGCACAUCAGUUGAAGAUACUUGGAAUCGACACCAGUCAACACAGUGGUCUACAGUCUCAAGGUCAAGGGGUCGAUUCUACUGACGCCAGCAGCAGUAUCGUUGAGGAACAGAUGAAACUUGUUGUUGUAGACGAAAAAGAUGAAGAAAAAGUAGUACCAGUUCUAGAAAAUGAUUAUCAGAGAAGCAAACAAGACAUCAAGUCGGCGUGCGGAUCACCUUCAACAGGGAAGAACGAGGACGAGAAGUGUAUUGUUUCUGUCGAAGAGACUACUUCUCAGGACGAGGUUACUGCUACUACAAGAACUGAGCCAGCACCUGCUUCAUCAUCUUCAUCAAGUCUAUCUUCAGCUGUAGUUACAUCUUCUUGUUCAAGAACGAGGAGUAGUACAAGCACAAGCACUUCUAGUACCACAACUACAACAAGCAGCACUACAACGACCUCCAUGACAGGAGAGAGACCGGUGAAAGACCUGAUGCCCUCUCAGUUCACCAACCCUCGCAUUUUCCCAAUGCGUGUAAUGAUGAAUAGUCGCUUCAGUUUAGGCGGGCAGGGGGAUAGCUACUACGAGUACUUACUCAAACAGUACCUGCAGGACGGGUCCGAUCUGCUAGCAAAGUAUAUCUGGGAAACGAUGCUCGACGGAAUCCAAGAGUUCCUAGUGACACCGCGAAAAAAGUACCUCAUCGAGCGCACGAUGACAGGGCAGAAUGUUGGGCAGAUGGCCCAUUUAGCUUGCUUUUUUCCCGGCUUGCUCCGUCUGCAUGAACGACACCUGGGAAGUCGAGGUAUCAAAAUCAAAAAAGCGAAAGGCAGCAAGAACAAGCCGCAGACUAGUAAUGACGGGGAUCAUAGACAUGUUGGAGAUGGAAGUGCAGAACAGGAACAUCUUAGCGCAUUAGAGGACUUGAUCGAAAGAACGAUGCAUCAUUGUUUUGACUUCUAUAGCAAUUCGCCAACAGGACUGGCACCAGAAGCAAUCUUCGUAGACGAUGAUGAGGACGAGGGUGACAGCCACAGCACCGCAGCAAAUGAUAGAGUUGAAGUUGAAGAUUCGUCAUACCAUAGUGGUGGUAGUAGUAGUAGUUCGAUUACUCCAUCUACUUCUUCAACAACAACAACUGUAGAAGAUCAUGUUACAAGUACCACAAAAAUUCCUUCUGCUUCAGAGGAUGGUCGCGAAACAAGUCAUCCACGUGGUCCGCGAACGCUAUACGUCCCACAUGGCCUUGCGUAUAGCUUGCUACGUCCGGAAACCGUGGAGUCGCUCUACUACCUGGACCACUACUUGCAGAUGAAGAAGAGCAACAAGGACCACCAGGACCAGGUUCCAUCAACAUCAUCCUCAGAUUUAGAGAUCACAACGGCACCAGGUUCAGACGAGAACAAUGUCGCGUCGCGCGACAGGUGGCGACAACAAGCUUACUUCAUUUGGACGAGCUUAAAGACGCAUGCUUUUCUUAUGGGCUUGUUGGGGUUUCGAUUGCAGUUUCCUAAAUUUUGGAAGAUUUUUGCUCUUUCUUCGCAGACCACGGAGCUCGUUAAUUUAUUGUAGAAAGGAAGAGCAAGAACAACUACAUUGUGCUGUCGCUCCACGUCCACCUCCUCUAAGCCCCUUCCCUUCCAUGGAUUUUGUACGGUGCCAGAUGUGAGCGUGACGCAACCCCACGUCGGCCGUUCCUGUCCGAUGCACACGUUUGUUUUAUCGGAGACAUUGCUAUAUCUCUAUCUGACGUUCAAAGAUCCAGCAAAAUUAUGGCUUUCUUGAUCAGAGACCACUAACUUGGACUACUUGAUGUAAACCUUCAUUCCAAGGGAAAAUAUAGACGUCCUCCUAGUCAGGGAGUCAUCAGCAAAGUAAGUAGAUGCCUUUCAACUUCUUAUUUAGGAUCAUGUUGCGUUUAUGAAGAUUAGCUUAUCUAAAAACUGCGAGGUAACUGAAGUUAAACAAGCUAGAAUCUACUUAGAAUCCAAUCAGGAUUAUUCAGGAUGUUCUUGAAUAUUAUCGCGUUAACUUAACAAGACCGGCGUUCUUAGAGAGUCUCUCUAACUAAGGUGAUGAUCUCAAACUCGUCGAUUAUUGGAGAAAAUAUACCCUUCUCCCUGGACGACUGGGUUUUCAACACAGAGGCUCAUCCAUUGCCACGAACGAAUUGGGGAGGACGCGGCAGGGCGAUAUUUGAACCACGAGGACGAGGAGGGGGACGAGCAAGGAGAUAAGUAAAAAAUACCCGGUAAUUUUUAAACAGGAAGUAGUCAGGAUCAGGGGUACUACUUGUGGCUGUGGCAACAUCAACACUAUGACUAUCUACAGACACAAACUAGUACUUCUACUUCUGCAGGAGCACUUUAAUGAUAGAUAAGCUGCAUAAGCAUAUUUAAUGCAUAUGCACGGUCAUGUCCGCUAGGUUCGGGCUACCGCGCAUCGCCUCUUGAUUGAUUGAUUGAUUGAUUGAGGGAUAGAAUUUUUGACAUGACAACAUGACAGUUACUUAGCUGCAGGUGCAGCACGACAGUCACAGUCGUGGAUGUACUUAGUCUUCCAGUUCGAUAGUAGAGAAGUAGAUCUUGGUAAUGGUUUCUUCGUAUCUAGGUAAAAAUAAUGUGUAUAGAAGUAGUCUUUCAUCUCCUUACGUUCGUGGCGUGACUAGUUAAUAUACCAGCACCUCGUCCACCAGGACGAGUGUGUUCUGUUUUUUGCGUUCUCUGUUGUCUGUUAACCGAAAAAAACAAUAGUUGUCAUUGUCGAGCAGGAUCUCCUGGUCCUUCUAGCCGCGACGUGAGGUCAAAAGUACAGCAGGUGCAUCAAGAUGUACUAACGUCGUUCUGUAUCAGCUUAAGGUCGUUUGUGAACAGUACUACACGAGGUGUCGUGGAAUGAUGUGGAAAUACUCGGUCUUCAGGAAAGAACAGCACGUGAAGAGAGGCC
Molecule: messenger RNA, 5367 nt
Organism: Amoebophrya sp. A25
Lineage: Eukaryota; Dinophyceae; Syndiniales; Amoebophryaceae
Source: the annotation of a GenBank genome assembly